Messenger RNA from Serpula lacrymans var. lacrymans S7.9, 1650 nucleotides. RefSeq lists its product as uncharacterized. Lineage: Eukaryota; Fungi; Basidiomycota; Agaricomycetes; Boletales; Serpulaceae. The record is from RefSeq and is a predicted model, not a curated record. The transcript is spliced from 16 exons. Gene Ontology annotation, molecular function: carbohydrate:proton symporter activity. Gene Ontology annotation, biological process: transmembrane transport; carbohydrate transport. Bases 1 to 1650 code for a protein of 549 amino acids. Gene Ontology annotation, cellular component: membrane.
AUGUCAGAGUCAGCCAGCAACGACGAGCAACGUAAUGUCGACCCCAAGCAGUAUUAUCCCUCUGAGCUCGACGUCUCUUCACAUGCGCCAACACUACGCGGGCCUAGGUUGACCAUUUCCAUAGCAUUCAUUGCUGGGACUGCCUUCACAUUGUUCGGCUAUGAUCAGGGUGUCAUGUCUGCGUUAUUGACUGCUGGACAAUUCGAGAAAGUCUUUCCUCAAGUCGUGAUCGACGCAAGCCAUCCUAACCACGCGACUUUGCAAAGCUUUGUUGUGGCGAUAUAUGAAAUUGGAUGCCUUAUCGGUGCACUCUCAAAUCUCUGGGUUGGUGAUUACCUGGGUCGCCGGCAUACCAUCGUAUUUGGCGGCACGGUAAUGAUCAUAGGCGCAAUUCUCCAAACGACGUCGUUUAGCUAUGCACAACUGGUCGUCGCCCGAAUCGUCACUGGGCUGGGAAACGGACUAAUGACAUCAACCGUUCCUAGUUACCAUGCCGAAUGUUCUCCUGCAGCUAAACGAGGAAGCCUGAUAAUGAUCGAGGGCAGUCUAAUUACUUUUGGUAUCAUGAUCUCUUAUUGGAUAGAUUUCGCUCUAUAUUGGGCUGCUGAUUCAUCCGCCCAAUGGAGAGUACCCAUUGCACUGCAGAUAGUGCUUGCUUUGAUCAUGGUUGUUUUCAUCAAUUUCCUUCCGGAAUCACCUCGAUGGCUCGUUAAACAUGGUCGUCACGCUGAGGCUGUAGCUGUUAUAUCUGCUCUGGAGGAUAAACCAGUUUCCGAUCUCGAAGUUCGACGCACAUUUCAUGCUAUCCAUGAAGCUGUCAUAUUAGAAGACGGGUCUAGCGCAGAUUUACCCAACAGGAAGCAAGGUGGCCAGUCUAUGAAAAAUCUCAUUCGUGGGGGUCGUCGCCAAAACUUCAGAAGAGCUUCUUUGGCAAUUGUUUGCCAAUGUUUCCAACAAAUAACUGGUAUCAACUUGAUAACAUACUAUGCUACGAUACUCUUUCAAAGUCUAGGAUUAUCUGAUGUGAAGUCACGGGUCACCGCAGCUGCCAACGGGACCGAGUAUUUCUUAGCUUCUCUCGUCGCUAUUGCGAUCAUCGACCGUAUUGGACGUCGAAGACUUAUGUUAUUUGGAGCGAUUGGUCAAUGUCUGACCAUGGUACUAUUAGCAAUUCUUGGUUCUAUAAACAACAGCGCCUCGCAAGUGGUGAGCUGCGUCCUUCUAUUCGUCUUCAACUCUUUCUUUGCAAUAGGCUGGCUGGGUAUGACCUGGUUAUACCCUGCAGAAAUUGUUGGCAUCGAUAUUAGGGCCCAAGCGAAUGCCCUAUCCACAGCAUCAAACUGGAUAUUCAACUUUGUGGUUGUGAUGGUUACUAGCCCGUCUUUCCGUGAUAUUUCGUGGCGAACAUACAUCGUUUUUGCAGCUCUCAAUGCGUUCAUCGUACCUUGUGUUUAUUUCUUCUUCCCAGAAACAGCUGGUCGAUCACUCGAAGACAUGGACGUCGUUUUUGCACUCGCAUAUAACGAAGGAGUCUCUCCCGUGGCAGUGUCUCUUCGUCGCGAUGUACCUCUUGCGGGUUCAGCAGAAGGCGAUUUAAUUUUAGGCAUUACAGACGAGGGCAAAGAAUCUACGAAGCAUCUAGAGUCAUAA